Triticum turgidum subsp. durum (durum wheat) is the source of this 288-nucleotide messenger RNA. The record is from the annotation of a GenBank genome assembly. NCBI's taxonomy places the organism in Eukaryota, Viridiplantae, Streptophyta, Magnoliopsida, Poales, Poaceae.
AUGCCGGAGGACGGGUACCAGUGGAAGAAGUACGGCCAGAAGUUCAUCAAGAACAUCCAGAAAAUCAGGAGCUACUUCCGGUGCCGCGACAGGCGGUGCGGCGCCAAGAAGAAGGUGGAGUGGCAGCCGGGCGACCCCAGCGUCCGCGUCGUCUACGACGGCGCGCACCUGCACGGCUCCCCGUCGUCAUCCAACGGCGGCGGCGGCGGCCAGGACGGCGCCGCCAACCGGUACGAUCUCAGCACCCAGUACUUCGGCGGCGCGGCUCCCACGCCGCAGACGCGGUGA